Messenger RNA from Trifolium pratense (red clover), 1202 nucleotides. Its product is annotated as EID1-like F-box protein 2. The transcript has 3 exons. Gene Ontology annotation, molecular function: protein binding. Lineage: Eukaryota; Viridiplantae; Streptophyta; Magnoliopsida; Fabales; Fabaceae. The record is from RefSeq and is a predicted model, not a curated record. Bases 129 to 881 code for a protein of 250 amino acids.
GUUAUUGAUAACAUGUUAUUGUUUCUCUCUCUUUCUCUAGAUUGUUCCAAUUGCAAGAAAAAUUGGGUUUUUCUAGGGUUUCAAGUCUCUGUUGAAACUGGUUGAUUCAGUUUUGCUAGGUGGAUAAAAUGAUUAUCACAAAGCAGUACCGAUGCAUACACUCAGCUAGCUGUCAAUGUUCUAAAGGGCAUUUAAGUGAAGAUGCGAUUUUCUUAGUGUUUCACAAUUUAAAAUGGAAUCCCAAAUUGAUUGCUACUCUGUCGUGUGUGUGCAAAUGGUUUGAUGAUCUUGCCAAACGAGUUCUAUGGAAAGAGUUUUGUCGAACAAGAGCACCUAAGAUGUUGUGUGAUCUGCAAUCUACUGGGAGCCACGUCGUUGAUGGGAACUGGAGGGCGUUAGGGAAGCUUCUUACAUACUGUUCGGGAUGCACAAAAGGUGGCUUAUUUAAAAACAUUCAGAAUCCGGUCCCAGGUCACUUUGUGUAUCAGACUCGGUUUUCUAGAACAUCGGGAAAGAGCUUUCUUUUGCCACAAUGCAGAACUGAUGUUUUAUAUGUGUCUGAUCCUUGUGAGCAUCUUGAUCAAGGUGAAGAAGGAGAUUUGGGAUUUUUUCGUGGAGUUUUUAAGUCAUUUGCAACGUCAAAGGUCAGAAAGAUGCUUAUUAGUAAAGGUGCCAACCUCCAUCAAACAGAAGUUUGCCCUUAUUGUAAGGCAAAGUUAUGGAGCAUGCAUCAAGCUAAAAUGAUCCCUCAAAGUGCUAGUUGCAGGCUUGGUUCUUAUGAAGAUUAUAUUGAGUAUUUUGUGUGCCUCAAUGGUCACUUGAUUGGGAAUUGUACACUAUUGCCAUUGUCGGAUUCUGAAGAGGCAGCUGAGUUGGAGUAAUAGUUCAAUGACUUUCAGCUGUCAUUAUUCUUUCUGAAUCUGCUAAAUUCAAGAUGAAGAUUUUUUAGAAGAAAUGCGAAGAAAGCAAAAGGUGCCUUUGAGGUGGUUCAUGAUGUGCUCUCGCAUAUGUAAGAUAAUAGGUAGAGAAAUUCUUCAGAUGCAUUUCACUUGUGCAUGUGAAGAAUACUCAUUGUCUAAGUGACUAGAGAUGUAGCAUAAUCCCUUAUCUGAAGGUCUUGAUAUUGUAUUAUUCUUAUUUGUAUUCGAUGUUUGUUGUUAAUUCUCUUAUUCUUAAUGAUUGGUUGUUAUCCUUGGAUGGAA